AUGGUUACUCACCGGUUCGAAAAUUUUGUGGAGAGCUGUUGUAAGGCUUUAGCUUGUCUAGUUAUAGUUCACUCAGUUGAACAUUUGUAUCAAAGUUGGUCACCUGUAAGUUUGCAACAUAAUUUUGCGGAUUAUCUACUGACAAUCAUAAUAUGGAUCAUAUGCAUCUUCUUGCCUUACUCAUUUCAUUGCAAAGACAUAAAUUUAUACUUUAUGACACUUGAUCGGAAUUUAUGGGUUACAGUGGCUUGUGGACAAAGAGUUCUAAUUUCGAACAAACUUGGGGAGAAGCUUGUUGGUUUAUUACAUGAAGCAUGCUCGAAGGAACUUGUGAUACUUUGUCAUGGAUUCAGAGCUACAAAGGACGACAGUAUCUUGGUCGACCUUGCUGCUGCACUAGGAAGUGUUGGAGUUAAUGCUUUUCGGUUUGAUUUUGCUGGAAAUGGGGAAAGUGAGGGUCUAUUCCAAUAUGGGAACUACCGAAAAGAGGCAGAUGACUUGCGCUCUGUAGUAUCUUAUUUCUCAGAACAGAAGUAUGACAUAAUUGCCCUUGUUGGGCAUAGCAAAGGAGGAAAUGCUGUGCUUUUAUAUGCUUCCAUGUACCAUGAUGUUACUGUCAUUGUGAAUAUUUCUGGCCGCUUUGCUUUAGAGCAAGGUAUGGAAGGGCGGCUGGGGAAGAAUUUCCUGCAGAGGAUAAAGAAAGAUGGAUACAUAGACGUCAGAAAUAAAAAAGGGAAGUUUGAGUACCGGGUGACAGAAGAAAGUCUGCGAGAUCGUCUGAGUACUGACACCCUGCUAUCGAGCCGCUCCAUAAGCAAAGACUGCAGGGUUCUCACGGUUCACGGCUCUGAAGAUGAAACAGUCCCAGCGAGAGACGCCCUGAUGUUUGCUGCGCACAUCCCAAACCAUGACUUGCACAUAGUCGUGGGAGCCAACCAUCGGUACACAGGCCACGAGCAAGAGCUGACAUCACUUGUACUGGAUUUCAUCAAGCCCCGUCCUCGAAAAUCAUCGUCCUUGCGUCCGAAAUUGUGA
This is a messenger RNA of Triticum turgidum subsp. durum (durum wheat), 1035 nucleotides long. The record is from the annotation of a GenBank genome assembly. Lineage: Eukaryota; Viridiplantae; Streptophyta; Magnoliopsida; Poales; Poaceae.